Molecule: messenger RNA, 6223 nt
Organism: Exaiptasia diaphana
Lineage: Eukaryota; Metazoa; Cnidaria; Anthozoa; Actiniaria; Aiptasiidae
Exons: 34
Coding region: 40-5241 (1733 amino acids)
Biological process (GO): G protein-coupled receptor signaling pathway
Cellular component (GO): membrane
Molecular function (GO): G protein-coupled receptor activity; protein binding
Source: RefSeq, a predicted model, not a curated record
GCCCUCGGCAGGAGAAUAUUGGUGAACAGCAGCUUACAGAUGAACUGUGAGGAAUAUUUUUUUAAUUAUUCCAUCGACGUUAUACAACAGCCAAAAAAUUACUCCAUAGAGAUUGGAUAUUAUUUCAAUGGAGGUGAAAGCCAGUGGACAAAGAGGAGAACCAUUGUUAAAAUGGUUCGAAUUUCUGAAACGACAAUAUACAAGUGUGCACUUAUGGAUUCUCAUCACCUAAAGCCAUGUGUUGAUGACUGGAAAAUGUACACAAAUAGGCAAAAUGCUACUAUUAGUUUCUCGAAAGUUGACGAAGGCUGUCUUGGUGUGAAAUAUUUCAUGUCUCCAUAUCUUCCAUGGAAGAACGUUUACAGACACAUCAGCCUUUGUGUUCAAUUUUCAUAUCGGCUUCCAUCACAUGGGUUAUCUCAGCUUGAUGUUUACCUUAUCACUGAAAACGGGACGUCACUACAUAAAUGGUCAAUUCAAGGAUAUCAAAGUGAAGUUUGGAAUAGGGGAGGUAUUCCUGUUCAAAGCAAAGAAUCUUUUAAGAUAAUGUUCAGAUUUUCAUCCAAUCAAAUGAAUAAAACUCUAUGUGGGAUUCAAGACUUCCGACUGUCCCUAAUGGCGUGUCAAGUUCUUCCAGAGCAUGCUAAACCUGGGUAUCGAUGUCCAGACUCUCAAUAUCAAUGUAAAAGUACAAUUGUGCCGAUGGUUCCGAUGAGAUUGAUUGUACCUGUCUUACUGCUCAAUUCAAAUGCUUCAAUGGCCGUUGUACAGACGCAUCAAAACUCUGUAAUGGAAUACCAAAUUGCAAACAGGCAGCAGAAGAUGAAAUGCGGUGUGGAAAAGAACAUUCACAGUGUCCUGAGGGUCAAUGCAUCGAUGGAAAAUGUUCAACGUCAACAUCCCCUUGUCAAGAACGGACGUAUGAUAUUUCCGAAUGCUGGAGCAAUAACUACCAAAAAGAUAUUUGCCGGGAAACAAAUGCCAAUUGUAAAACAACGAAAGGUAAAGAUUGUUGGCAACUCAGAGGGAGAUUCAGUGCCAGUUGCUAUUGAUGAUCUUAAUUUUAUUGAGACCUCUUGUCCUCAAGUUACAAUUCAGACUAGCCCUUCAUGUUCUUUUGAUUUACUUCAAUGGCCUUGUAACAUAAAGAUCGACAACCCAUGGAUACGUAGCAUUAGCCAAAACAGCCGACCAGGUAAUACCAGCUUUGCAUUAUACCUGUCGAUUUCAAACGUGUCUAGCAAGAUAUCAAGUACUGUGCUCAGACCAAAAAGAGAUGGAUUGAAGUGCUUACAAUUUUGGAUGAACAGUACCGGGAAAUAUACAUCAAGAAAUAUGGAUAUUCUUUAUAAGACUCAGAACAAUUGGACAGUUGUUUUUAACUACAAAUCGAUUACACCAGGAUGGGUCUACUUUCAGUUGCCAAUACCAGAGGAAAACAAUUUACAGGUUGCAAUAAAAGGAGAAAAAAGCAAGUAUUCGUCACUUUCAAUAGAUGACAUUGUAUACACGAAAUACCGAUGCAAAAUGAUCCCUAAUAUCAAUUCGGGAAAAGAAUGCAUUGAAUAUAGCGUUCUGGAUUCUAUUGGACGUAGAAAGGACUCAAAGCCACACUCUACUAUGACAUCCGACAGUGCCAUCAUUUCAGUAAACGUAUGGUAUCGUGUAACGGGGUAUGCUGGGAAUCAGAUUUCAAAUCUUUGGUCUCGGUAUUUAUUCUGUGGUGGAGACAACCCAAGCUGGAUAAAUGGAUCUAUGCCGACUUUUGCUCAGGGUAGAGUAAUAAGGACAAUCUGCACCUCUUUAAGAGGAAAGAGUUACUGUGUGAGAAGUGGAAAUGUCACUAUACGUAAUUGUGGUGGAUACUUUGUUUAUCGCUUUCCUUCAACGACCUUUCUGUUUGGACAUAAUGCUAAAGUGUGUACAGAGUACAGUUUCAUCAAACUAACAACUACUGCAGAAUGGCAAAACUGGAUAUAUAAUACAACUCUGGAAAGCUGGAGGAUCCUAAGUAACAAACAGUUUAUCUCCGUUUCAAGAUCCAUGAAGUCUGAUAAAGGUCAGUACCAUACUGGUCCACGACGUGAUGUAGAGGUUUCAUUUGAUGUCCAAGCUGCAGAAGUAGAUGUAGCAGCCUCCGUGACAAAUGUAGAAGAGUCUUUCACGAUGUGCUUUUGGAUAUCUUCGAAUUCAACUAUGCCGAAAAAAAAGAGGAUUGAGAUUGUUUUAAAAUUAUUAUAUACUACUUCAAACAGAUGGUAUAUUUUCUUUCACGGCCGUCCUGUUUGGAGACACAUAUGUUUUGCGAUCCAACGUGAUAUCCAGUUGAUUUACUUGGAUGGAAUAGUGACGAAUAAUAGGAUUUCCGGAGUGUAUCGCAAAGGUAAACCAUCAUAUUUUAUAGUUGGCUUCUUUUCAAAUGAAAGCAUUCAUUUGAAAUUGACCAAUCUAAAUGCGUGGAAUACGUUUUUGGACGAGCACACUAUCCUGCUUAUGAGUUACAAAUGUGGAAAAGACAGAGGAAACGCCUUUGUUUGGGAAGAGAAGAAUAUAUAUGUAUAUACCAGUCCACGUACUCCUGUCAUUUACAAUAACAGAACAUCCUGUUAUGGAAGAGAAGGGAACGCGCUUAGCGUUGUAUCCACCACAGCCUCACCAUCGUCAUCACAAGCAACAAUUAUAAGCCCAGCAUUCCCUUUGUUGCCAAGACUGGUCAAGUCUCCAGCUAGAUGUCUACGAUUUCGAUAUAGAAUUUGGGGUUCUGGAGCGAGAGUAUUGAAAUUAUAUCAAAUCUUAGACGACAAAAUGUUCCCAAGAAGACUGAUAUGGAUGGAUGAUGAUAACACGUCUGGUGGUUGGAAGGAAGGCCAGGUCGCUUUCUCGGCCAUAACUGACUAUAAGCUGGUCAUUGAGGGCCAAACUUCAAAUUUACCAGGUCUGAUAUCAAUUGGGGCCUUGCAUACCACUGAAGAAUACUGUGCUAUCCUACCUACUUCAGCAGAAAAAGCCUGCAGUAAAGUCUUCACAAACCCCUCGGGCAUCAUCACGUCUCCAUGCUAUCCGAGCUACUAUUGGAACAACGCUAGAUGCAACUCCACCAUCAAAGCCAAGCAAGGUCACGUGAUUCGUCUAGAUAUUGAUGAGUUUGAGCUGGAAAUGAGUACACGGUGCGAGAGUGCCUCACUGGAUGUGUAUGACAGGAGCACACGAAUUGGUCGAUAUUGUGGAAUAAGCUACCCACCAAUUAUUCAAUCGACUUCAAACCAACUUUCAGUGAUUUUCCGAUCAAAUGCACAAAUUUCCCGUGUAGGGUUCAUGGCCACUUAUCGGAUUCUGAAAGAUAAUGAUACAAGUAACGACUGCUUACAAGACUGCCCAGAUGAAUGUGAAUGCCGAAAGUUAUCAGAUGGCAGAAUAGUGGUCUCAUCGCGAAGUCUUAAUGCAGUUCCUCGUCGACUUCCACAUGAAACAUCUGUUGUCUUAUUUUCUGGAAACAGAAUUUUUCAACUAAAAAGCAACACCUUCGCCAAUCUUCAGAAGUUGGCUUUCAUAGACCUUAGUUUCAACAAGAUAAUUCGCAUGGACAAGCAUGCUUUCUUUUCACUACCAUCACUCCAUACAUUGAAACUGAACAUGAACUUUAUGAAAGAUAUCAAGAAGGAAACAUGGAGCGCAGUUGGUACAUUACAAAUCAUGAGUAUUGGAGACAAUCUGAUUUCUUCCAUUGGAAACGAGACAUUUUUGGGCUUACGAGGUUUGAAAGCAUUAAGUCUUCGUGGAAACUUGAUCAGGUUCCUUCAUGUUGAUGCUUUUCAUAACAAUACGGAAUUGAAUUCCCUGUAUCUACAUGGCAAUGAGAUUCAAGAAAUCCUUCCUGGUCUUUUUCGCAACCAAAAGAAGUUGAGAGUGUUGUAUCUUCACAGCAACAAGGUUGAAACAUUUAGAAAAUCAUCAUUCAAAGGACUCUCGCUUCUUGAAAAACUAACGCUUAACAACAAUACAAUCAAAGAAUCAAAAAUACCACAUGACGCCUUUUCAGAAAUGACCAGCCUGAAACACCUACAAAUAGACAGUUUCAUCCUGUGUUGUUAUGCUAAAAAGACUAUCCCAACACUAAUAACAUGUGAAUCCCAAGGAAAUGGUUUUUCCAGCUGCAACGAUAUGCUGAAAAGCACCGUUAUUCGUGUUGCAAUAUGGAUACAAGGCUUGUUUGCUUCGUUUGGUAACCUGGCUGUCAUUGCAAUUUGGACGGCGACUUCAGACAAAAAGGAUUCGACAAAAACAAUAAGAAAUACACCGAAUGUGCAAUCUCUACUUUUAAGACAUCUGGCUUUGGCUGAUCUCCUUAUGGGCAUAUACUUGCUCUUCAUAGCGAUACAGGAUGCCUUAUGGAAAGGGGAUUACGUGGAUCAUGACGUUGAGUGGCGUUCGGGAAUCUCGUGUCAGAUAGCAGGAGCCAUAUCGACGUUGUCUAGCGAAGUCUCGAUACUUAUGCUAGUUGUCUUGACUGCAGACCGAUUCAAUACCAUCGUCUUUGACUUCAGAGCUAAACGUCUGACCUUGAAAACUGCUCGUUGUCUUUGCCUCCUCGUUUGGAUCAUUGGAGCAGCCAUAGCAUUCACACCGUUAAUUGCAACAACCUACUUUCACGAUGAAACAACUGGGUUCUCAUUCUAUGGAAGGUCGACUGUUUGCAUUCCUUUUCAGCUUUCCUUAGACAAACCCGCAGGAUGGGAGUACUCCGUUGCUAUUUUCAUGGCUUUCAAUGGCGUAGCAUUUUUCUUUAUUCUUUUUGCUUAUGUAGCAAUAUUCAUUAAAGUUCAGCGGUCCGCCAAAAGAGUCAAGUCAACGAGAGACUCUACCUCUCUGGGCACUAAGAUCAUGUUUAUUGUCCUCACUGACUUUUGUUGUUGGAUGCCUGUAAUCGUUCUUAGUGCUCUGUCACUCAUUGGAGAAUUCCGCGAUUCAACAGGGCAAGUAUAUGCUGUGAUUGCUGUUUUUAUCCUUCCAGUAAAUUCCUCCAUCAAUCCUGUCAUAUACACAUUUUCUACUCCACAAGCAAGGAACAUAUAUCAUCAACUUGUACAAAGAUUACGAACCCAAUUCCAGAAAGUGUCCUGGAAGCGAGAAGUGACUGCUAUUACUCCAGCAGUCACAGGGAUUAGCACAGAAGGAGGACAACGAGGAUCUGCAGUGCAAGAUGAUCUCGAAAUGAAAGACGUUCAGAUUACUAGAUUUUAGCCAGUAGAGCUGUUCCCAACUGUCUUCUAAUAAUUCAUAGGGAGCAUAUGUUGGACAUUUUAACAUCAGAUUUCAAAAAUCUAUUUCUCAUGGUUUUGAGGUCAUAUUAUAUUAUAGAGCCGUACAUGUAGUCCAUGUAGUUUUCGCAAGAAUGUUGUUGAAGAGAUUGUUCUUGAUUUACUAAUUGGAUAUUCCAAAAUUCAAAAAGGGACUGGUAGCUACAAACGUGAUGGAGUUUGAAGCAAUCAAGAAACGGACGGAUUCCAUGACAUGAAUGAAAGUUUAGUUUCCUUUCAUGAGCUAUAUUUGUCAAAACUGGUUACCAGCGACAAAUUUAGGAAAAAAGAACUCUCCAGGCAAGGAAUACUUUCUAAGAAUAUUUGCCAGGAAAAUAAAAAUUUCCUAAGUAAAAAAAUGCCGUUUUUGAUCCUCAUAACGUUAUAUAACCCUUUUUUGACCUUAAAAACGUUUUCCAGGAACAAAAUUAUUUUUAAAGAAGGAAGGGCGCCGCAUUUGCUUGUCAAAAUUGUCAAAAAUGUAAGCUCAAAACCUUUUUCCCAGGAAAACAUUCGUGCAAGAACACGGUUAUUUAGAAGAACAGACCCCGUCGGCUACUCCUGAGGAGGAGAUCAAUUCUGUGUCUGAAAGCUUUCAGCUUCCGGCACGUACAACAUUUCUUGAAAAAUAACUAUAUGUAUCUUAGUGAUAACUGGACUCGUCAAAACAGAUCUAUAUAGGAUAAACAUAAUCCAACGUUGAUGUGUAAACAGCUGAGCUCAAUAAAUCGAACAGCAAAGUGUAGAAUAUCAAGUCUAUAAAAAUAAUUGACUUAGUUCAAUUAGUCUUGAUUUAAUCACAGGCAACCCAAGCUCAUUACAUAAUAUCUAUAUGUGGCUUCAACGGUCAAAAUUUGAUUUCUUUAAGUUUGUGUUUUUAAGAAUAAAAAUGACUCACCUUGAUAACUUGUUGUGUCUUUUAUCAU